Messenger RNA from Camelina sativa (false flax), 646 nucleotides. RefSeq lists its product as uncharacterized. NCBI's taxonomy places the organism in Eukaryota, Viridiplantae, Streptophyta, Magnoliopsida, Brassicales, Brassicaceae. The record is from RefSeq and is a predicted model, not a curated record.
UGCUUCACUCUUUUAAUUUAUUUUCUACUUCAUUUUUUUCCUCACACAGAUCUUAGACAUUAUUACGAGUUACGGCCAUGGAGUUUCCAUCUCCUUACUGUUCAGGAAGGGAGGAACAAACCGUUCCUCCGAAGCGAGGUCGAAUCAAGACCAUGAUCGUUCGUGAUCUAGUUAGAUCAGCAGCAACCUCGGUCACGCCUCCUCCGAGGAGGGGUCGAAUCAAGAUCAUGAUUGCUCGCGAUCUAGUCGGAUCAUCUACACAGAACAACUACGGUGGAGACGGCUCUAGAGAAGGCUAGUUACUUAAGCAACCACUUCGAUUGCAAAGCUGGCUUCUAUAUAUGGCCCUUCCCCUGAGAAGAUUGAUCUGAUCUUCAAAAUUCAUCUCCUGUGUAAAUAUGUAAUAUAAAUAUAUGAUUGUUGACUUUUGUUUGCUUUGUUUAUAUAAAUAUAUAAUGUUGACUUUUGUUUGCUUUGUUUAUAUAAAUAUAUAAUUGUUGACUUUUGUUUGCUUUGUUUAUAUAAAUAUAUAAUUGUGGACUUUUGUUUGCUUUGUUUAUAGAUGUGAUCUUUUGGGGUAAAUUAAAGGAAAUUUACUCUCUGUCAUAUAUAAAGAGUUUGGGGGUGAUACUUUUGUAUCUUUGCA